CGACUAUAUAUACUCAACUUUCUUGUUUCAAGCAAACGAUUGCAUUUUUAUUCCUCCAGUGUAGAACCUUGAAGAAAGAGGAGCUACAUUUGCCAUUAACGAUUUCUCUCAAUGGCAAGGAUUAAAGUUCAUGAGCUCCGAACUAAGAACAAGACUGAGCUUUUGGGACAGCUCAAGGAUCUGAAAGCUGAGCUUGCUUUGCUUCGUGUUGCUAAGGUCACCGGUGGUGCACCUAACAAACUCUCUAAGAUCAAGGUGGUGAGGCUAUCAAUUGCACAAGUGCUUACUGUGAUUUCUCAGAAGCAAAAGUCUGCUCUUAGAGAUGCAUACAAGAACAAGAAGUUUUUGCCUUUGGAUCUUAGGCCAAAGAAGACCCGUGCUAUCAGGAGACGCCUGACUAAACAUCAGUUGUCAUUGAAGACUGAAAGGGAGAAGAAGAAGGAGAUGUACUUCCCCAUGAGGAAAUAUGCUAUCAAGGUCUAGAGUGAAGAAUCUGAGAGGAUAAAAUACUUGGAAGAAUGAAUUUAUGUUUUAGAUACUAUGUAAGGUUUUAAGUUUACUUCUCAAAUGACCAUUCUGUAGUUUAGGUUUCAUAUAUGCAUGAAUAUUAUAUCAAUUUGCUUGCUUAAGAACCCUGAAACUCUGUGCACAUCUACUUCCACCAUUGUUCAUCGGUACUUAAUUCCCUGAUCUCUUUUUAAAGCCACUUCUGUCUAGUAUAAUGUUGUUGCUA
This is a messenger RNA of Papaver somniferum (opium poppy), 733 nucleotides long. Its product is annotated as 60S ribosomal protein L35. Gene Ontology annotation, biological process: maturation of LSU-rRNA from tricistronic rRNA transcript (SSU-rRNA, 5.8S rRNA, LSU-rRNA); translation. Lineage: Eukaryota; Viridiplantae; Streptophyta; Magnoliopsida; Ranunculales; Papaveraceae. The transcript is spliced from 4 exons. Gene Ontology annotation, molecular function: structural constituent of ribosome; mRNA binding. The record is from RefSeq and is a predicted model, not a curated record. Bases 112 to 483 code for a protein of 123 amino acids. Gene Ontology annotation, cellular component: ribosome; cytosolic large ribosomal subunit.